AUGUCGAAGCGCGUGCUCGACCAGCUAUGCUCUGGCAAAGGAGCCAGCGCGCUGGCCGCAGCCGGACUGGCAGCUUUAGCGGUCAAGCUGCAGAAGCUUCACGCGACUGGGGAGCUGGACGUUAUCGUGCAGCAGCUCCUCAACACGCGGUUUGAGUUCAACCUGCUGACCGCGCUGGCCGUCGCCCUGGCGGCCGGACUGGUCCUGCUGUACCGCGCAGUGCGGCAGUCCGAUCCGGUCUACCUGGUGGACUUUGCUAUGGCACUGCCGCCUGAGGAGUGGAAGUUCCCCAAGCAGCAUUUCCUCAAGGCCAGCGCCUGCAACCCGCUGAUCGUGUCGGCAGCAGCAGCCUGGGGAGCCGCGUCAUCGGGCCGGGGCCGCAGCCUCUCGGAGGGCGUCCUCCUGGACUUUUCGAAGGACGACAUGGAGUUCCAGGAGCGGAUUGUGUACCGCAGUGGCCUGGGUGAUGAGACCACCUGCCCGCCCUGUGAGAUAUUACGUUGGGGGUAG
Molecule: messenger RNA, 510 nt
Organism: Monoraphidium neglectum
Lineage: Eukaryota; Viridiplantae; Chlorophyta; Chlorophyceae; Sphaeropleales; Selenastraceae
Exons: 5
Coding region: 1-510 (169 amino acids)
Source: RefSeq, a predicted model, not a curated record